CCGACGUCAAGUCGGUGGAUAGCUUCCCCGGUCAACAAAACUGCGGCACAACCAAAAUUCAUGCCUUCAAAGCAAAAACAAGGCUAACCACCUUCAGCCAUAUCUCCUCUUCCAUCCAUCGCCUCUCUCUCUCUCUCUGCAUGGAAUCCAUCUUUCUAUCCAUUGCCAUCCUCCUCUUAACCUCCGCAUUUCUCCCCGAUCUCUCAUUCUCCGGCCCCGUCAACUCAGUUUUCAUCUACCCAAACUUCACAGCUUCAAAUCUUCAUUUUGUCGAUAGCAGCGGCACUUUCUUGGUCUCUCGCAAUGGAACUUUUGCAGCUGCCAUCUACAACCCAGAAGGACAACGGACACGCUUCUACUUAUGCGUCCUCCACACAGCAUCCAACACCAUCAUCUGGUCAGCCAAUCGCGACUCCCCCAUCUCCAAUACCGGUGUACUGAACCUAACUGUCAAUGGACUCAGCGUCGUUAGAGAUGACGGCACUCAAAAAUGGUCAACGCCGCCGCUGAAGUCACUAGUCACCGCGUUGCAGCUUCUAGAGACCGGUAACCUCGUUUUACUUGAUCAAUCUAACAACCCUCUUUGGCAGAGUUUUGAUUAUCCCACUGAUACGUUAGUCACCGGACAACGCUUCCCAGUCGGCGCUUCGCUGUCCAGCCCAGCAUCGGAUGAUGACUUGUCGACGGCAUAUUACCGGUUUAUAAUAACAGAUACUGAUGGGUUACUGCAAUGGAAUGGCCUAACGUAUUGGAAACUGUCCAUGGAUCCAAACGCGUAUACUAAUUCCAAUUCUGCGGCAGCUUAUAUGAUGAUGAACAACACCGGUCUUUACCUGUUCAGCAGCGAUGGACAGGUUGUUGUGGUUCAGGUUGGCCUUUCUCAGGCAGAUUUUCAGAUUGCAAAGUUGGAUUAUGGAGGCUAUUUUAUUGUGCAGAGUUACUCCAGUACUAGUACUGGGUGGAGGAAGGAACUUGUAGCGCCGGAGUUCUGUCAAAUUCCAUUCGCCUGCAAUAGAAAUGGCCUGUGUACAGAAAACUCUGAAUUGAGUACAGGUAGAUGUUCAUGUCCGCCUGGCUUUCGCUCCGACUCACAUAACCAACCAUGCUUGCCUGCAGAGAGUUAUCUUACUCUCCCUUYUGCCUGUAACUCAACGGACAAUGGAAACACCAUUCAAUCCAAUUCGUCGACUGUUUUGUAUAAGAUGCUCGGCGUAGGUAUAGACUACUUCGCCAAUAAUUUCGUGAAGCCAGCAGCUUAUGGACUAAAUUUAACGGCUUGUCAAGAUCUCUGCACCAAAAGCUGUUCUUGCUUGGGCCUAUUCUAUGACAAUUCUUCUUAUUCCUGUUAUUUGAUCAACGACCUUUUGGGGUCCCUUAUGUCGAAUACUGAGGGCGACACAGAUCGAUUGGGUUACAUUAAGACACUGGUCGGAUCCUUGUCGACAAACCCAGAUGAGAAAACCCUCUUUGACAGUCAGAGGCAAGAGCUUCCAUUGGUCGCACUGGUUCUCUUGCCUGCAACUGGGUUCUUUCUGUUGGUGACGCUUCUGGUUCUGUGCUUUCUUUGGUGGAGAAGACGCUCGCUCACCAAAACUUCUUUAAUGAAAAUAGGCAGCUUGGAUUCUCUCUCUUCCGAAGAAGAGCUUGAAGCAUUUUCAAUCCCAGGCUUACCUGUGAGAUUCUCUUACGAAGAGAUUGAGGCAGCAACUAAUAAUUUCAGUGAACAUAUUGGAGCUGGCGGAUUUGGAGCUGUUUAUAAGGGUACCUUGCCUGAUGGGACCCUCGUUGCCGUGAAGAAGAUAAACAAUUUAAGCGUCCAAGGGAAGAAAGAAUUCUGCACAGAAAUUGCUAUAAUUGGAAACAUUCACCACGUCAACUUGGUGAGACUGAGAGGCUUCUGUGCCCAAGGAAGGCAGCGGCUUCUGGUUUAUGAGUACAUGAACCGUGGCUCUCUGGACAGGAUUCUCUUUGGCAAUGGACCUGUGCUGGAAUGGCAUGAGAGGGCUGAUAUAGCACUCGGAACGGCACGGGGCCUUGCAUACUUGCACAGUGGAUGUGAUCACAAGAUCAUCCACUGUGAUGUAAAGCCAGGGAACAUUCUCUUGCACGAUCAGUUCCAGGUAAAGAUAUCUGAUUUUGGACUUUCCAAGCUUCUGACCUCUGAUCAGUCCAGUCUCUUCACUACAAUGAGAGGGACACGCGGAUAUCUUGCUCCUGAGUGGCUUACUGGCACUGCAAUCUCUGACAAGACUGAUGUGUAUAGUUAUGGCAUGGUUCUGCUUGAAAUUGUGAGGGGAAGGAGGAAUUGUUUAUUGAGAACAAGGAGUUCUUCUAGCAUUGAGAAUGACAAUGUCAGUGGUYUGUCAUCUUCAUCAUCAUCUGCAAUUGGGUCGGUUUAUUUUCCAUUAUUUGCACUGGGGAUGCAUGAAGAAGGAAGGUAUUUGGAGCUUGCAGACCCGAGGCUUCAGGGGCGAGUGACAGGUGAAGAGGUGGAGAAGCUUGUGCGUGUGGCCUUGUGUUGUUUGCAUGAGGAGCCAGCUCUGAGGCCGAGCAUGGUGAACGUGGUGAGCAUGCUGGAAGGUGGGAUCCCAUUGGGUGAACCAAGGCUCGAGUCACUGAAUUUCUUGCGAUUCUAUGGCCGACGGGUUGCCGAGGGCUCAAGGAUGCAGGGAUUUAAUGCAGUGUUCGACUUCAUGCUUUAUCCACAAACAAGUACAACCAGUGGCUCACACGCCUCUUUUUCUAACCUGUCAUCACAGCAAGUCUCUGGUCCAAGAUAGCUCUGGUGAACAGUGAGUGUGGUGAUUAUAUCUCAAAGUCUAAUGGGUCUUUCCAUAGAUUUCCGUUUAAUUGUUUCAGAGGAUUCUGUAUAGGAGGUUUCUUGGCUGUAGGAGAGGAGACAAGCUAAAAAUCAAGCUUCUUUUGGGACAUCAUCUUGUUCCCUUUUGUCCUAGACAUAUUUCCAGCAUCUGUAUUCCAAUCACUUCACAGAGCAUGUGGGUUUUUGAUUGUAAAUAAUUCUUGUUUCAAUAUACUAAGAAUUAGCUCAGUGACUUCAGUCUCAUGUACUCUUCUUGG
Nelumbo nucifera (sacred lotus) is the source of this 3078-nucleotide messenger RNA. RefSeq names its product G-type lectin S-receptor-like serine/threonine-protein kinase At5g35370. Gene Ontology annotation, biological process: protein phosphorylation. The record is from RefSeq and is a predicted model, not a curated record. Gene Ontology annotation, molecular function: protein serine/threonine kinase activity; ATP binding. Lineage: Eukaryota; Viridiplantae; Streptophyta; Magnoliopsida; Proteales; Nelumbonaceae.